CCGCGCUCGCCGCGCCAUGUGCCGCUGCCGCCGAGCCGGGGUGUGAGCAGUGCGCCGUCCCCUCGCGCGGCCCCCCCGCACGGGAAAACAGAAUGAAGGAGCUAAUGUCCAACAGUACAACCAAUAUAUCUCAAGCAAGGAAAGCUGUGGAGCAAUUGAAAAUGGAGGCAUACAUGGAUAGGAUGAAGGUAUCCAAGGCUGCUGCUGAUUUAUUGGCAUACUGUGAUGCUCAUGUUGGAGAAGAUCCCCUUAUUAUUCCAGUGCCUGCAUCUGAAAAUCCCUUUAGGGAGAAGAAACUCUUUUGUACUAUCCUUUGAGUCAGUUUUCAAUUAAAAUGUCUUUUGUUAAAAUUUGGUAUUGGU
Molecule: messenger RNA, 362 nt
Organism: Rhea pennata
Lineage: Eukaryota; Metazoa; Chordata; Aves; Rheiformes; Rheidae
Gene: GNG4
Product: G protein subunit gamma 4
Exons: 3
Coding region: 93-317 (74 amino acids)
Biological process (GO): G protein-coupled receptor signaling pathway
Cellular component (GO): heterotrimeric G-protein complex
Molecular function (GO): G-protein beta-subunit binding
Source: RefSeq, a predicted model, not a curated record